Molecule: messenger RNA, 942 nt
Organism: Ylistrum balloti
Lineage: Eukaryota; Metazoa; Mollusca; Bivalvia; Pectinida; Pectinidae
Exons: 4
Coding region: 1-942 (313 amino acids)
Source: RefSeq, a predicted model, not a curated record
AUGGAGGAAUACACAUUUCUAGUGCUGUGUAUUAUGGCGAUAAAUUCCCUCAAUAGGCCGUUAACAGCUUUUGGACAGUCCAUCACUAUAACAGGAACAAGCACAAUUCUUCCGUCAUCAUCUGAACUGAAAAUUACUUGUCAACCAAGCACAGUUGGUAUAAACGAUGUCAAUAGUAUUGCCAUUAUGAAAAAUACCAGCACUACAGAUUAUACAGUACUAGUGUCUGUUUCCUAUGAUAAAUCCUCAGGAUCAUCAGUAUACUCGUGGGGUACAACAGGUCAUCAGAACAGACAAGGGGUGACAGUGACGGGAAAUGUGGACACGCUAGCUGGUGCUCAGCUCGUAUUAACUAUUGCAGCUAAUUGGACGACAUGUAACGAUGGUGGAGCCUAUCAAUGUCAGAUGGGAGUCAGUCUGAUAGGUGGUAGUGGUGGGACAGCUUCUGAUGAUAAAUAUGUCACUGCUAAAGUUCCGCCAACUUAUACAAACCCUCUGUUCAUGACACCUUCACCCGAUGUGGCCGAUCAGUAUUUUUCUGUGGGAAUUACGCUGACACUCUCCUGUACCGGUACGGUUGGCAGUGACAAGAAAAUGCACACGUGGUGUUACAAGCGAGCUGGUAGCGAUGAAUUCACAGUCUUUCCGAAAGGAGAAUACAUUGAUCAGGGUGAGGAUGGUUUGAUCCAAGAUGGCUGUAACUACAGACGUAACAGUACACUUACAUACAACGUCACUUCCGCCGAUACCAACACCACGUUCAUGUGUGAACCUUUCAGUGGAAGUAUAUGUGGCUCAAGCGCAGCAGAACUGAAGUCUUUUCAUUCCAUCAGAAACUGUAAGUAUUCAAUUAUUGACAUACACGUUGGACUUACAAAUAAUCGUCAGAAUAUUCGCAUUUUCCCGAUUGCUUUUCAAACAGAGUCGAACCUUAUUAUCUAA